Drosophila gunungcola (fruit fly) is the source of this 543-nucleotide messenger RNA. RefSeq lists its product as uncharacterized. Bases 46 to 426 code for a protein of 126 amino acids. NCBI's taxonomy places the organism in Eukaryota, Metazoa, Arthropoda, Insecta, Diptera, Drosophilidae. The transcript is spliced from 2 exons. The record is from RefSeq and is a predicted model, not a curated record.
AAUUUUAGCAGUCAGUGUUUAGAUCGUAUUGAUUUUUCCGUCUUUAUGGUUCUCAGAUCCAUUUUAAGGUUUUUUCAAAAUUUGCUUAGGUCAGUAAGGUAUUCGAUUAUGGGGGAUUCUGGAGAUGUAAGCACGGACAUAAAAUUGUUUCAAGUGAUCGUGCCCCCGAUACCAAAACUUGGCGACUCGCAUAUGUUCUGGUCGUGGCGAAUGCUUAUUAAGGCUUAUCUGUCGGCCAUCGGACUUUGGUCGAUAAAUCAACCAAAAGAGAGCCCGCACACUAAGUUUGUGCUUCUGAGCACCUUGGAAAUGUGGGUUUUAAGAAAGGAGUAUGACGACAUGUCAUGCAGGUCUAUUUUCGAAGAUCUCGACGAGAGAUUCACAAGCGGUGUUGACAGACGAAACUCAAGGGAUAGUUUUAUCUAAAAGCGAAGUCCAACUUAUUUUUUUCUUCGAAAAUGCUAUUAGGAAGCCAUGCAUAUUUGCGAAAACCACUUAUAUAUUGUAACUAUAUCGUAAAAAAUUAAAGAGUGUGAAAAUGUU